Messenger RNA from Sceloporus undulatus (fence lizard), 5945 nucleotides. It is a transcript of the gene DNAJC27, whose product is annotated as DnaJ heat shock protein family (Hsp40) member C27. Bases 123 to 935 code for a protein of 270 amino acids. The record is from RefSeq and is a predicted model, not a curated record. Gene Ontology annotation, molecular function: GTP binding; GTPase activity. The transcript is spliced from 7 exons. NCBI's taxonomy places the organism in Eukaryota, Metazoa, Chordata, Lepidosauria, Squamata, Phrynosomatidae.
GCGUCUCGCGAGAUCGGGAAGAGCCAGCGCCAAGCGAGCCAUGGAGAGCGGUAGGGGCCGGCGGGGGGUUCUUUGCGAGGGGCCUACAGGGGCCGCCUGAGCCCCAAAACCCCGCCGCGGCCAUGGAGGCCAAGCGGAAGGAGCCGCGCAAGGCGCUGAGGAUCAAAGUCAUCUCCAUGGGCAACGCGGAGGUGGGCAAGAGCUGCAUUAUAAAGCGCUACUGUGAGAAGCGGUUUGUGCCCAAGUACCUUGCAACAAUCGGCAUUGAUUAUGGUGUCACCAAAGUGCAGGUCCGGGACAGAGAAAUCAAGGUGAAUAUCUUUGAUAUGGCUGGACACUCUUUCUUCUAUGAGGUCCGCAAUGAAUUCUACAAAGACACCCAAGGUGUAAUCCUAGUAUAUGAUGUUGGGCAGAAGGAAUCAUUUGAUGCCCUUGAUGCAUGGCUUGCUGAGAUGAAGCAGGAACUUGGACCACAUGGCAACAUGGAGAACAUUGUCUUUGUGGUUUGUGCCAACAAGAUUGACUGUACAAAGCUCCGGUGCGUGGAUGAAAGUGAAGGCCGGCUGUGGUCAGAAAGCAGAGGCUUCCUUUAUUUUGAGACCUCAGCACAGACAGGCGAGGGAAUCAAUGAGAUGUUCCAGACUUUCUAUUCAGCCAUUGUUGAUUUGUGUGACAAUGGUGGAAAGCGUCCCAUGGCCAGCAUGAGCGUCGGUUUCACCAAAGAGCAAGCAGACACCAUCCGAAGAAUCCGCAGCAGCAAAGAUAGCUGGGACAUGCUGGGUGUCAAGCCAGGGGCCACAAGGGAUGGAGUGAACAAAGCUUACCGGAAGUUGGCGGUGCUCCUCCACCCAGACAAAUGCAUGGCUCCCGGCAGUGAGGAUGCCUUCAAAGCUGUGGUCAAUGCCCGGACUGCCUUGCUCAAAAACAUAAAGUAAACAAAGUGGAAUCAGCUUGUUCCCCCAAAAGUAGGUGAUGAAGGCCACCCUGUUGGGUGGGCUGCCCUCCUGUCCAAGCGGGAGGCAGCAAGAGUUACUUCCUGCUUCAAGCGAGGAUCGUGGGAACGAAGCCCAGGGAGAGGAACUCUUAGAAGCAGCCUCCUCUUGCUGCGUGCUUCUCAUUCAUCUCAAAAUGUUUCCUGUGCUGCUAGAACCAGCUUUAUGCGGCUGUUGAUCUGAUGUGGAUUCCCAAAUCCAUCUUACUACUGCAGCAACUAUAGUGUCCUUUUCUUUCUCCUGUAGGGAAGUUGGCCUUGGACUGAGUUGACUUUAAAAUAUUUUGUAUGUGAAAGAUUUUCUUCUGUAGCAUUACUUGUAUUUUGUUAUCCUAAAUUUGGUGCUUGGGUUCAGCCAGGUCUGAUUUACCCUCCACUUACUCCAAGAUCUAGCAAUUUGCCACUUCGAUACAGAUUACCAUUUGAGUUCACAUCUUUGAUAAAGGGUCUGUGUGCCCUCUGCAUUUCUCAUAGUUGUGUGAUAUUUGCCAACUACCAUUCCAGGCUCUUAAGGUCUGUUUUGCUGCAUAUAGAUGGAUAAGAAAACAUGACAGCUAGGACUGAGGCACUGGGAGCCACCAAGAGCAGCACAUGAUUGGGACAGGCAACAGCCCAUCAAGCAGUAUGUCAAUAAGUUGCUAUUUGAAUCCAACUGGUUUAGUACUUUUGAUGUGACCUAUCCUGCUUUGGGAUUAGCUGAGAAGGUUUAGGCUUCUUGGUCUUCCCACACAGGGUGUAGGGGGUAAUUUCCUAGUUUACUUGCAAAACAGUUGCCAAUGCAGACCAGCAGCCCCCCCAAAAAGCAAAAAACAAACAAACAAACAAACAAGCAAACUAAUUCAUGUUUAAUUCAAGGAGCAUUUGAAUCAGGGCAGGCAAGAAUUAUAUUUUCCUAUAGUGGAGGAGGACUCACAUUUGCUCCAGGAGGCAGGAAUGAAUAUUAGUUAGGCAGAGUGCUUUUCCUGUGCUUAGUUUGCUGAUAGCAAGGCUUCUUUUUUUUCCUUUUGCUCUCCAACAGAAUGUCGUCCAGUGCUUCCCCAAAGGUUUGCCUGUUCUUAAAAGGAAUGGAAGAAAGGUUCACCUUUAGAAGGAGCUGUUUUUCCUUAGUGCUCUGCCUAAUUAAUAUUCAUUAAGAGUUUUAAUGGCCUCUUGAGACAUUACAUCCAACAGUUAUUUUGCCAGCAAAAUGGAUUCCCUAGAAAAUAUUGGCUAUGGAUAACCUGAGAGCUAGAGCUUGAAGCAUCAUGAAUCUCAGGCCAAUAUUUUCUCCAUGCUUCUGCCGUCUGUAGAAUUGUAUCACACUAUGUAGAUGUACAUAUGCACCCACUCAUGCAGGGACAGAGCCUUUUCCUUCCCCAUUCCUUUCUUUACUUCUCAUUCAGCCAGCUACUCUAUCCCUCUCCCCUCUGUAAAUUCCCUUCUCUUUCUUCUGACCUUGCAGUCUACUCCACUCCUGUAUGCAGCAUACAUGUGGUAGGUCCCUGAUCUUAAGUCCAGGGCCCACAUGUGAAACUCCAACCAUCCUCCAUGGAGCGAGGAAGCAGCAUGUCACCAUUGACAUGCCUAGUCCAAAUCAAUGAUAGAGGGACCAAGAACAAAAGUAUAUAAUUAGGUGGGUCAGAACUACAUCAAUGACCAUGCAGUACUAAUCCACUCAUGUACAGCUUGGGAACUAAACCAUAAUACCAGAAUCCUGUUGGUGCACUGUACUGGUGUAAACAGGACAUUAUUUUGUUAUAGUACACUUGACAGUGGUGUGUAGCUGGAAGUGGGAUGAUGGUAGUAAAAACUUUCUGGCACCAGGGAAAGCUUGGGAGCUGGUAGGGCAGCUUUCGCUCCUGACAGAGACAGUUCUCUCUGCUAUCCUUGUGGCAUUUUCUCCUCGAACCUCUAAAGGAGUAUUCCCUGAAGUUUUUGUUUUGGAAGAUUGUAUUUCUGGUGAUGACCACCUUGGCUCAAAAGUUGUCACAGUUAGGCGCUGUCUUGGUUUUAUCCUGUUUUAUGCUUUCCUGUGAGCUGUACUUUUGUUCCUCUGCCAAUAGAAGGAUUUUUCAGAAGGUAGUCCCUGCCUAAGGAAAUCACAACCCUGGUUAGUCCCAGUCAUUGGCAACCCCUCUCUGUGGGAUAAGAAAUGAGCACUGAAUUGACGAUUCCCUUUCUUUGUGGACGGAGUUUCUCUGGCCUUUCCUGGAAAUAUUUUGCCUGUUCUAUUUAUUGGGGAGUUAAUCUGUGUCCAUUUUCAGUCUUGUCUGUUUACUCCUCAAACUAGAAAAGAUGCUCUCCAAUGCAGUCCUGCCUUCCAUACUUUGUAGGAAAGGAAUCUUCACUCUGAGUUCAGUAUUCCUGCCUUGUGGGCUGCUUCUUGAUUUCAUGAUUUGGUUUUAAAAUGGCAGGAGACUUUCUUUGGGCCUGAUAAAGUAUUUCAUGGAUUUUUGUUUGUUUGUUUGUUGCCUGAAAGUUGUAAAUCAACAGAGUGCUACUUCUGAAAUGUUUCCCAGAACUGCAGGAAGCUUUCUGUUCACUGCAAGGUGACUUCCUUCAAAGCUGGCCCCCACUACCCUGGAUCUUCUCUGAAAGCAGUGUGACAAAUGAACUAAGUGGAAUACGAACAUGGGGCACCCCUCCCAAUCCUUUGUGGUAACUGGCAGUCUCCCUUGAUUAACCUGCCCUCUGGUUGCUGAAAAAACAGUUUGGUGUGGAGUAGCAGAAGGUCUGGCAACUGUGUGUGCAGCAGGAGGGGAUGGAAAUGGCACUCCUUUGGAGACAGGACUACCCCGUUAUUGCCAUCUCUUCAUCUCACUACUUAGGAAACAUGUGGAGUCCUGGCAUAUGAAGACUCUGUUACAUUCAGAAAAUAAUUGUAUGUAGGCACUAAAAUGUUUCAAUUAGAAGAGGUCCAAAGAUCCUCUUUCUGCAGCCUUGCUUUCUAAGGCAAGGGAGAAGGAAGCACUUUCAAAACAGACAAGGAUGAGCCACGUUGGAUGUGUCUUGCUAGUUUGCAGCAGCAGUAGUUUCCUUUGUGGUGAACUGAGGUAGGGAGAGAUUUGCCUCCCUCCAGCCAAAAAAUGAAGCUCUGGCCUGCAAUAUGUGUAUAUAUAGAUAAGUAUACAUUGAUCCACAUGUGCACUUUAAGCCUUGGGCAGAGGUUUGUAUGCUUGUAGAGGCUUGCAAAUACUCAGUAGUGCUCCCUCAGUUCUAGACACCCCCCUUUGAAAGCAAUGUUCAAUUUACUGACCACUGUGAAUGCCUUGUAAUGUAAAAUCCCAUGGGUUUGUGGGUUGGCUGUAUAUUGCAAUUGCACUUUCCUGCCUUUUGUUUUGUGUUGCAUUAUUGCCUCCUUCCCAUGCCCUCUUGUGCCCAUAGGUGCUACCUCCAGUUGACUUCUUGAGUUCCCAUUUCCAGCACCAUCUCUCUCUUCACCUCCACUCCAGCUCUCUUGUGCCUGCAAUCUAAAUGUGAUGUAGGGAUCUACAAACCUUCCUGAUCUUCUCAACAGUCAGAAAGAUUGCCAUGGAAAAUAGCAGACCUUCUUGCUAGCUGUAACCACACAGCUGUUUCAAGGGAAAGGUGUCACUUAUUUUUCAGAAGCCUAAAACUGUUGCCUUGGGUGGAUUUUCUUGUCCCCUUCUCUUUCAGAUCUGGCAAUAUCCCAUCACCUCUGAGUUAUGCAAUUACAACCAAGGCUAAUAGAAAUAAUAUUUUUUUGUUUUUCUUUUAAACCAGAUAUUGUCUGUAGUUGUCAUUUCACAUCCUUUUUGGGGUGAAAAGACUUUCCAUUUUCAUUCCCACAAGUCUACCAAAGGUGCAGCCAGCUCUCCAUUUGCAGGGCAAAUAAUAUGGAGGACUCCUGCUGUGUUAACAUGAAGCUGCUCUGUUACAACCCCCCUUGUCUAAAGCAAAAUACAGCAGAAAAGGAUUGGAACUCUAAGUGGUGUGAAGGUGAUGUAGCUGAGUCAGAUCCUGCUCUUGAAAAUGUUCGUGGGCAGCUGCUUGUCGGCUGCUUGGUUUGACACUCUAUAAGGUAAGCAGCUUAUAUGGGAAGUGACCACUUUGCUUGUGGUGCUACCAUCUCAUCUUGCUUUUUGUAGGGCUAUUUUGAUUGCAAAGUCACACAGUCUGAGUUCUGGAUGGGAAGGAAAGGGGAUUCUGUAUGGGACAAGGAACACAGGUGCUGUGGGUAAUACACUUAUACGUCCCACCCGUCAGUGAACCUUGGUACAGGCAUUGCAGGCCUUUAGAUCAUAAUUCUCUGCAAAAUUGUUCCCUCCAGACAAGGUUCUGUUUCUGAAAGAAGGAAAAAGGGAAAUGCAGGGUGGUCGAAUUCCAAGCCAUUAAAGGCAGAGAUUUUUUUUCCUUCUCCAAAGAAUUUUGUACUGUUCAGAGACUUCUCCCUACAUUUCUUUGUGUGAUGUAUGGAUCUGAAUGCACUGUAUUUAUUUUGUAAUUACUAGUUUUACACAAAAUGCCCCAUACUAGACACUGGUUGAUAAUGUAGAUCAGUUUAAAGCUGAUGACAAAAGCUGGAAUGGUGACAUCUGCAUGUUCACGUAUAGAAAACCUUGGUUCUUUGGAAGUCUAUGUAUUAUUUUUUUACAAGAUUAAAUUGGAUUUAAAACAAACUUGCUGUUUUUGCUGUCCUGCAUACCUGUUGCUAUUUAAUGUGUAACUAGGAUCUCAGACACUUGCCUAGAUAUUUACAGGUUUUGGGUUUGGUUUUUGUUUUUGUGAUCAUGGCACAUGUGUCGACAUCUUCAUUUGGGAGAGUGAUGGAAUAGGUGUAAACACAGACAAUUGGCCUUAUGGCCUCAACUGGUGUGACGCUGGUGGGAGGGGUCUAUUAAAUGCAAAGCUGGACUAUGCCUAGGAUAUUCUGGAGUUUUUAAAAACCUCUGCUGAGUGACUUCAUUCAAGUCAGGAUCACUGGAUGUCAUGCAAUCUUUCUUUACAUAAACUU